AAGGCUCUGCAGUUGCCAACACCCUCAAAUGCAACAACACCACCAAAUACGCCUAUUUUGAGCCCUCCAGACAUCGCCAACGCCUCAUUUUAUCGUUAAAAGAAGCCUCUCCGAUGCCUCCUUCACCGAUAGACUCACCGACAGACUCGCCGGCCGUCACCGAGGCCGUCACCGAGGGUCCUAUCGUCUCCUUCACAGCAGAUACGCACGAAGAGCUGCUCAAGACCAUUCGUUCGUGGCCACUACGCCUGACUUGAAGCUGUGUUUUCGGCUUGAUCCCUAUCUAGUGUGAUCUCACCCCUGCCGGGCAGAGCAAAUAACCAACAAGGGCCGAACAAAUAACCGUCCUCCCAUGAGAUCGCCUCUCGUCUGUUUCCACAGGAGUGAUCAGAUGCAAAAACACUGGCGGGCGAAGGCGCCAGACCAAAUCCGCACCGGGCAUCUUGCAGAAUCCUAAUAAGGGUCUGCUUGUGGCUCGAUAGGGGACCGUGGGGAUGUCUGCAUAGGCCAAUGACGUUUUAAAGUUUCUCCGCCAUGGCUUGUUAACCCUGUGUAUGAGGAUCUUUUGGAGCCAACAGCUGAGCGUCAGGGGGUAUAGAUGGGGAUUGAUAAAUGUGGAGGGGUGGGACCUGCCGCACAGAGAUGUCUGUGGCCUGCGAAUCAGAUAUUCGAGAAGUGGACGCACAGGGUUCCCAUAUCUUGCUUUUGUAUCCUCCGAUCGUUAAGUUUGCUGCCGAGUGCGUAGAUGGUAUCGUUGGUGGCUCGGUUGGCAGGCUCGCGUGCGUGGUGUGUUGAAGUGGUAGGGGCUAGUAUUGGCUGUGGACCAGCCAUUGCACGAUAACAACGUUGGAUGUACGUU
This is a messenger RNA of Verticillium dahliae VdLs.17, 859 nucleotides long. RefSeq lists its product as uncharacterized. The coding region runs from base 613 to 795 and encodes 60 amino acids. The record is from RefSeq and is a predicted model, not a curated record. The transcript has 2 exons. Lineage: Eukaryota; Fungi; Ascomycota; Sordariomycetes; Glomerellales; Plectosphaerellaceae.